Molecule: messenger RNA, 10748 nt
Organism: Stegostoma tigrinum
Lineage: Eukaryota; Metazoa; Chordata; Chondrichthyes; Orectolobiformes; Stegostomatidae
Gene: ccdc85ca
Product: coiled-coil domain containing 85C, a
Exons: 6
Coding region: 909-2093 (394 amino acids)
Cellular component (GO): apical junction complex
Source: RefSeq, a predicted model, not a curated record
UCUAGCCUCACGUGAUAAAGCGUAGCCUGUGCCGUGGAGGCUCGACCUGUGCAUGUGUCCGUGACACACAAGCCUCUAGCUACCUGCUUUUUAAUUCCGUUUGCCUUCGCUUCGAUUGGACCCCGCGGUGGGAGUGUGGAAUAAUUUGCACCAUCAUUCCGUGGCAGCUGCUCUCCUGGGAGUAGAGAGAGAAUGUGAGUGCAGAGAAGCGAAAGUUCUUUGUGUACCGGGUAUCGGGUUUGUAGGAACCAGUUGCACUUUUGUGUGCAUCCGACAGGGAGUGAAUGUGGAUCUUGGGGCGUGAAUAAGGCAGAGAGGGAGAGAAGGUAGACUAUCAUCCCGCCCCAUGUUCGACAGGAUUUCCCUUUUCCGACAGAAAUGCGCCGCUCGCUUCUCCUCUCCCCGCAGAAAACAGAAUGACAAACCGGUUUGACAUCACGGUGUGUUUGUGUUUGAAGAGCCAACCGCAGGCAGGCCGGAAAUCUGAGCACUGCACUGCCGGUCAGGAAAAAGGCUCCCCCCCCCCCCCGACCCGCUGAAUAAAACAGACCGACGCUGGAACUGAGCUGGGAAACUGAGAUCGUUUUUAUUGAAGUCUUUCGUGCCUUGUCAGACACACACACACACACACACACACAGACAGGGGCAGACAUUCUACUAGACAGUUGGGGAAACCAUUCCACCUCUGCCUAAAGAUAAAAGUGACUGCCCAAGUAGGAGGGAAAAGGUGGAGGAGAGUGUAUUUUUGAUCAGGGUCAAACAUGAGCUGGUGCUGUUCCAACAGGAGGAGGUUUGCAAAGUGAAGGGUUUAUAAUACCGAGAUUAUUGGGAGUCAGUUUUGAUUGCAAAUUAUUGGGAGCCGAUUUUAGUUGCAAAUUAUCGGGACUGAUUUUGCUUCUGGGGCGAUCAUGGCGAAAAAUUCGCCGGACGGCUCCAGGGAGGACCUGAGCAAGAUCCCGGACGAGGAGUUGGUGAAAUGGGGUAAAGCGGAGCUGGUGAGGAGGCUGAGGAAGAGCGAGCAGGAGAGGAUUAGCCUGAUGCUAGAGCACGGCAACCUGAUCAAGGACGUGAACCGGCGGCUGCAGCUCCACCUGCACGAGAUCCGCGGCCUGAAGGACAUCAACCAGCGGCUCCAGGACGACAACCACGAGCUCCGCGAGCUCUGCUGCUUCCUGGACGACGACCGGCAGAAGGGCAAGAGGCUGGCCCGCGAGUGGCAGCGCUUCGGCCGCUUCGCCGCGGCCGCCGUCUGGAAGGAGGUGAGCGCCUCGCAGCACAAGCUGCGGGAGCUGGAAGCCAAGCAAGAGGCGCUACUCCAGGACAACCGGGAGCUCAGAGAGAUCGCCCUCAUGCUGGACGACGAGCGGCACGGCGCCGGCAGCCGCAACUCCAUCGACAGCCAGAGCAGCCUGAUCCAACUGAAUGGGGGCUCGGCCACCAGGGACGUGGGAGACGGCAGCAGUACGUCCAGCGCAGGCAGUGCCGGCAGCCCGGACCACCACCAUCAGCACCACAAGGCUGGGGACAAGGGCCCUGCCCCCGUCGCAAGGUCCACCGAUGACCUCUCGGGAGCCCCCCAUCAUAGGAGCAUCCCCAACGGACUGAAUGAUCCAGCUUCAGCCUACAUCAGACAGCUUGAAAGCAAAGUCAAGCUACUGGAAGAAGAUAACAAGAUUUUAGCACAGCAGUCAAGCACCAGUGACCUGAAAGUUGGUCGCAAGCCUUACCCAGUGCAGCACAAGUCAGACUCGCAGCAUUCAUCACCACUGCCGCCGUCAUUUCAGGAACCCACACAAAACGGUCCACCGUGGCUGAUGACUGGGGACCCCAAUGUUCCAGUGAUGCCACCUGGAUUCAGCCCCACUGCCCAAAAGCCAGAAGCAGUUGUGCAUGCAAUUAAGGUCCUGGAAGUUCACGACAACCUGGAUAGACAGUUGCCGGAAGACUGCGAACAUGAUGAUUUGAGUGAGAAGGAGAAGGCCAUUGUUCGGGAGAUGUGUAAUGUGGUCUGGCGUAAGCUUGGAGAUGCAGCUGGUUCGAAUCCUUCCAUCAGGCAACACCUCUCGGGUAAUCAAUUCAAGGGACCAUUGUAGUGCUAUUGCCUGCAAGGCCUGGACUUUGCAACAAGGAUAGAGAGAGACAUCCUCAUUGCACCAGUACACAAGUGAAAAGAAUCGAACUUCUGAGAAGUGUAAUCCUGGCCAUUGACUCAGCAUGGCCCCACCUAAUGCCUACAUGUGAAGAAGGAUGCUGACGUGUGCCUAUAGUGGUGGAGAGUUGUACAAUGUGCUGACGGCAAAGCAAAUGUAAAUUACUUGUUAUGUAUAGCUGACUAUAAUUGCAGGUCUGGUGAGCCAUGCUACACAGCGAACUACAGUUACGUGUCUGUGUAGAGAGAUUAAUUGAAGUACUUUGAUCACUGAAUAAUAUUGAAUAAGCUUACCUCCACCCUAUCUCCCUGAUUGUCCCAUCCAUACUGAUGAUUGAUAUGAUGCCAUUAUUAGCAGACUCUUUUAAGUACAGUUUCCUUAUUAUAUUACUUAGGUGGACAAAAUGUCCGGGAGGUAUUCUAAACAAAUCCUCAUAUUAGCAACAUGAAAGGAGUUGUAUUUCCAUGUACAGGAAUACCUGGUUCUCAGUAUAUACGUGUGCCAUUUUUGCUGAACGGGCCUGUAAUCAGCUUUAAUUUACAAUGUCAUUGACCUUUGCAGCCAAAACCAACAGAAUAUCUGGAAGUAUUCAAAUGAUAGACUUUUAAAUGUUUAAAAAGUGUGGCCUAUCAAGGAGAAAAUAUAGUUUUCUUAAAGAGACCACAUUCUUUUCAAUAACUAGGAUUUCCCUCGUAAGCCUUUGGCUCUGUACUUGAAAUUUGUGGGAAUUUGUUUCCUUCAACCCCCACUGUAUUUGCAGUUUUUCAUCAUGAUUGCAUCCCAAACCUCUGUUUUGGUACACAUAGUCACAAAUUGUAUGGAGCACAAAAACACCUGUAACUUAUGUAGUAACAGUCAUCUGUGAAUUUUGAAGCAAUUUUGAAGUUAAUGUGAGUAGCACAAUUUUUGGCUCUGAAGUGAGUUUCAUCCACCCAAAGUCACUCAUGCUGUUUCACUGAAAUGUUUGCCCACACUCUCUGCUACUUUAUUUUUUUGAAACACAUUCAAGUGAAUAUAUUGUUUCUUUCCACAGAAGAUGACUUUGGGAUUAAAAUGGUAACAGAGGGCAAAUUACUCGAUGCCAGGUCAUACUAUUGUAAAUUGUGGGUUAGGGAAUGACACAGUACCGACUACUCUGUGAAACGGACUUAACUAAGAGGUGCUUAAGUUCAGCACUGGUUUCUAUCUGAACCUCAACAGUGUGAUGUGUAUAUUCAGGAAGAUUAUUUCCAGUUGAAUCAAGAAUGCACAUGAAAGAUACCCUAUAAAUUCACUAAGGAAGGACAUUUCCAUCAUAUAAGGGAAGAUUUGUUGAACUUGUAAAUUUUUAGACCUUAACCAUUUCUUAUGAGAAAACAACAAAUUGAAACCCUUUAUCUUGCACUCAUCAGGACUAGGAUACAAGAAACAGACUUGUAAAAAGCAACACCAAUUUAUACAGCUUGAAAUGCGAAUUGUUUGCACCAUCGUUGGCAUCCAAAUGCAAAAGGGACUGUUCACUGUUAAUCUUAAUUCACAGACUUGGCGCAUAAACCAUAUUAUGGUGUAUAAUUGGUGCCCUUUUUUCAAACACAACAACAAAAACAAAAGUUGCUGGAAGCUGAACAGGUCUGGCAGCAUCUGGGAAAUAAAAAUCAGAGUUACUAUCUUUGGUCUGGUGACCUUUUCUCAGAACUCGGUGCCCCUUUUUCCAAUCUGUUUCUUACAUCAUUGAAGAGAAAAAUGAUGAACCUAACAAGUAACUGAACCACUUUUAACCUAAACCCUCUGCAAACAAGACAAAAAAACAUUUUAAUUUGCUUUAACUCAGACUGCCUAUUUACGUCAGUCUUCAAUGCAGGCAAAAUAAAAUAGAUUGAACCUGUUUCUGCCUGCACCUGGUUUGAUUUUAUAGUCACUUGGCUGCCAUUCCCAAGUGAUGGUAGGUUGGGAGUGUGUUCAUUUUACUAGUUUGAACUUGCUUUCCUAAUAACUGACAUGUCUGCAGUGUAAUCUGAUUCUGGUAUCUCUGAGAUGAGAAAUUAAAACAAAUUGGCAGAAAUUGUGCAUCAGUUAUGCGGAUUAAGAUUGCUGGACUUUACCUUGAAUUUUUCAUAAAUACCUAUUCCCAUUCCCAAAAGAGCAGUUGGAUUCUAAAGUUUGUGUAGUGCUGUUCACAUAAUACAUAUCUUGGAUCCUCACAGGAAGGAGGAAUAUAGUUGAACUGAACAUAACUGUACUGUCUGGUAUGACACUUGACCAUAUAGAACAAGAGUCCGCAGAUAUGGCCUGUAAGCAAUUCUCUAUUGGAUAUUGAUUGAGGUAGAAAUUGAAGGAAUUACUGUUAGCGUCAAUAUGAGCUAGGAUGUGAUAAAGAAAUCCUGUCGAGAGGUGGGAUAUUUUUCUCAGGUUAAGGUUUCCCUUAUUUUGCUGUGAACCUGCUACUAAACUUUUUGUUCCUAGGUGAGCCUUUUGUGCUUACAGUAGACUGGAUUAAAACUUUGACCGAACUAAAGUAAGGUCUUUAAUAUACUCUUAAGAUUCACAAACUCAUGGAGCAUUUGGAGCUUUUAAAGGCAUCAGGACUGUGGUGACUGAACAGUAUUUAGUCACUGGGCCCGUUAUAGGUAACAGCCUCUUUUGGAAAGAAUGUCUAGUCAUUAAUUUGUUCAAAGCAGAGAACAGUAACAUUUUACUUAGAACCUGAUUACUGAUCAGACCAGAAUUCUGAAAAUGUAAUUCUAAAGACAGUUGUAUAUGUUUAUGCACACUAACCGCCUUGUAACUAUACCGUCCGUAGCAUUCUUUAAACUCACGUGCAUUUUCCCUUUACCUCAGAAUUUUAUAAUGUAACUUGCUAUACACUGGAAUAUGGGUGAUACCCAACAUAAUUGUUUUCUGACAGUAUAAAUUUUACUAAGAUUGCAGUAUAAAUUUAGCAUAUUCAUGUGUGUGUACACAUAUAUAUAUUAUAUAUAUAUAUCUUUUUUAAAUAUUGCUGAAUUAGUUAUUGAGGAAGUAAAGAUUCAAUACUAUUCAUUGAUUCUUGUAAUUUGAUUGUUGCAGUGGGUUUCAAAAUAAGUUGAACAUUUGCCACGGUCUGGUUAAAAGUGCGUCACAUUCAGCUAUCAUGCUGUCACCAAAGAGAAAUUAGUCAAAAAAUAUUAUAGUCCCCUUGGUCUAGUAGAAUGAAUUACCCCUCCCUUCAAUUGAUUGCUUCUCAUAUAUUUUGUUUAUAUCGGUGACACACUGCACACAAUGUUUCAUGGUUUAUCAAUGUGGAACUAUUCUUUUUUGAGACACAGAUCUCUCUUUAACCAAAUGAACACUGUCCAAGAAUAAGUAAAGAAUAGCAUUAACACUUGCAGUUUUCCAGUUUAACUAUUUUUAAUUUUAAACCAAACUCCAUUAAACGUAGAGACAAAAACAGAAAUUUCUGGAAAAGUUCAGCAGGUCUGGCAGCAUCUGUAGAGAGAAAUCAGAGUUUGUAGAAUUACAGUCUGGAUGCAGGCCAUUCAGCCCAAUCGAGUUCACCCAGACCCACCCUAUAUUUCCCAUAGCUAAUCCACCUACCUGCCCAUCUCUGGGCACUAUGGGCAAUUUAGCCUGGCCAAUCCACCAAAUCUUCAGACUCUGGGAGGAAACCCAUGCAGAUAUGGGGAGAAUGUGCAAACUUCACACAGACAGUCACUUGAGGGUGGAAUUGAACCCAGGUCCCUGGUGCUGUGAGGCUGCAGUGCUAACCACUGAGCCACCGUGCCAUCCUUUGAGGAAAGGUCACAAUUUGAAAUGUUAACUCUGAUUUCUCUCCACAGAUGCUACCAGACCUGCUGAGCUUUUCCACAAUUUCUGUUUUUGCCUCUAAUUUACAGCAUGCACCGUUGUUUCGGUUUUUGUUUCCUUUAAUUGUAGUAUUGUCUAAUCUCUUAAAAUAUCAGUGUCAUUUUGCAAACAGAAACAAAAUCAGAAAUUGCUGGAGAAACUCAGCAGGUCUGGCAGCAUCUGUGGAGAGGAAGCACAGUUAAUGUUUCGGGUCCAGAGUGCAUUACACCCAAAAUGUUGACUCUGCUUUCGCUUCACAGAUGCUGCCAGACCUGCUGCAUUUCUCCAGAAAUUUAAAUUUUUGUUUCAAAUUUCCAGUAUCCGGUUCGUUAUCUUAGUUUGCAGUCACUGUUUUGACUAAAUUCAUUUUUGCCUCCUUAAUUUUUAUGAUUAAAGGAUGAAUGUUAGUCAAACAAAACCAAUAAAAGUUCUGAAAACUUCCAACAGAAUUUGUUACAAUGCUUUUCCAUUUCCCUAGUGCUGGAACAAAUUAAAAAUGCAUGCUUUUGUACAUUAUGACUCUUAAAUAAAACCAGGAAGCCACAGCAGACUCAUCAGCAUCUGUAAAAGAAAACAUUCAAUAACUAAGUGAAGACUCUCAAUCAGAACUCUGAUAAUUUGGUUCCCUGAGUUUUUAACCGGCCAGUGUAUGAAUUAUAACUGGUUAGCAUGCAACAAAUGUCUUUGAAAACAAUUGGAGUUUAAGUAUAUUAAACUGGUAGAAUAUAAACAACAAUCUGGUAAUUUACCCACAAGGCCUGGGUGAUUAAUCCCUCUCCUUCACCUUGGAUACUUCCUCAAAUUGAUCCACUUAAAUGUUAUUGGCACUUUAUAACCAAAAGAAAAAAAAUGAUACUUAAGUUUGUGCAGACAACAUUUUAUUGUGGUCUACAUAUAAUACAAUAAGGAGUUUUUGAGAACAAUAAACAAGUUAAAUUGAUUUUGUUUUAAUGCUGGAGUCCUCAUUUGAAAUAAGUUGGCUGAUGUAGGAACAACUGAUCCAAUCUAGUUCUGGAAUCAGAUUUCCAAAUUCCUUCUGAAGUUGUCAUAAAUUUGGACAGUUGGUAACUUGCUAAUAUGCUGAUCCAUUGCUUGAAAAUUUUGUGUGCAGGAGUGUUAGGGUGUUUGCAGAGUUUAAGGUACCUAUCUUGUGUUUCUAGGCACGUGUUGUGUUCAUCGUUUCAGGCAUUCUUCCCAUUUCUGUAUCCUUCAAUUGCUACGAAACUGCAGCCAUCACACCAAGACUAUUGUCAAAAGUAAUAAAGAUAAGUCUUAUGGACACCCUACACCGAAAAGGUAAACAGAGUGUAAGUCUAGCUUCCUAGAAAAUAGAUCAUCCUGUUAUUCUAUGAUUUGACAUUAAAUCUGCAUCAUAGUGUGGGCGAACUGUAUGAGGAGAUAACAAGAUGUCGAGCUGGAUGAACACAGCAGGCCAAGCAGCAUCAUAGCAGCAGGAAAGCUGAUGUUUCGGGCCUAGACCUCUGGAGUUCCUACUAUCUCUGAAACUGUAUGAGGAGUCUAGUUGCUCUGAUUGUGUUAGGCAAUACAAUAUUAGGAUCAAUAGGCAUCAUUCAGGAACUUGUUCCAUCAGUGAAUCUGAGCAUUAAUCUUUGUACCUGGCACAGUAGGGUGUUUAGAUUGAGGAUGAUUUACACUGCUUGGCUCAGAAUAUACUUGAAAGGUUCCUGGUUAAUUAACUGCAACUGUUGAUCUUGACAGCCCCUUUAUAGUUCCAAUUCACACUUUCUUUGGUCGGCCAAUAAAUCAUUUUGAAUAGGUUUUCUUUACCAUUUAGAAGUAAUGAUAAAAAUGAAUUAUCCUUACGCAAGCUGUUAUUAAUCAUUCCCCUCAGUAGGUUGCCUAAUAGGUGUCUAAUGGAAAUGAUUUUGCUAGUGUAAGAAUCUGCAGCCUGUGGACAUUUUUUCUUUGCAACAACGUUCAUAAUAAAUCUUUGAAUUGCAAGUCCUUUAAAGAAGUUAUUAAGAACAGUUCCCUGAUGACAUGAUGAGGAAAGGUGCUGAUUGCUGUAUCAUUAACCCACACAGAUUGGAAUGUUCCGGUUUAAUCUCUGAAAUUCUCUCCCACAAAAUGAUAUGGAAGCUGGAGCCAACAAGACUAAGACUGAUUGAUGUUUUUUGUUGGGUUAGGGAUAGUCAGUCAGUUCUUAAAAUGUAUCAGUGAACCAGUUGAGAGCCUAGAUGGCUUUCUCCUGUUCAUCUGAUCUCUAGCUCAAUAGUGACACAACCAGUUCACCCUUGGGUUGUUAAGACCUGGAAUUCCUAUUCCAGAUUGCAGACCAGUAACUCCUGCUGGAACAGCCAGUUCCCCGGGAAUUGGAACCUCUUAUGUGUCUGUUUUCGGGAGCAAAGGAGAGAGAAUUUUGCGAAACAAAAAUCCAGCUCACUUUGACUUUUUUCACCCCUCUCUCUAGUCACUAAUUUUUAGCACUGAAGUUAAACAGACUCAUAUCCUGUCUCUUUGUCAAGCACAUUAGAAGACGUUGGUGUCUCAACAGUGGUUAAAUCUCAUGUCCAUUCUCUUCAAUUUUCACAAUGUUAAUUACUGUUUAGCUAUUCUUUUGCUAUUCAAGGCCCAUUGACUUUUGUAGGGCUGUUAUGCCACAGCGAUAGUGUCCAUACCUCUGGAACAAGUGCCCGGGAUUCAGGCCCCAUCUGGUCCAGAGGUGAGGAGUAACAUCUCAAAAUAGGUUGUUUAGAAAAUAUCUAGAUGCCAAAUAGUGCUGUAGUGGAAGUCUGAAAAUUAGCAGAUGACCAGUAAGGAACACACGGAUUUACAUCAUUUGGAAUGGAUGAGAUGCCCAAAGCAUUUCCUAUCGGAAGGUUAUUUUAGGAUCACACUCUAUUUGUCAUGGUUAAGAACCCUAGCUCAAAUCCAACAAGCAUCUAAUUGCUGAACUUGUGAGGAGCUGAUACAAUCUUCCCAACUCUGCAUAUCUAUUCAUGAUGUCAAUAGCUUUUAGGCAAUGGUGGCCUGAUAGAAGUGAGACUCUUUGCUGCUGUGAGAGUACAUUCUGGAUUGGUACAUCAUACCCCUGCAGAGAAGCCCCUUGCACGUAAGCAUAUGACAAGAGAAUACAAGGACAGACAGCCAGGCCCUCUGUUACUUAUCCAAUCUGUUCGAUCUGAUCUUCCUCGACUAUAAUGCCAGCUUGUGAGGGAGCAAAAAUCCAGGGAGAGAAAUAGAACCAAUUGCCACUGUCAAGAAAAUAAUUCUGGGAAAUAUGUCUCAAACUCCCAAAGCAAUCAGAUAUCUUUCAUAUUUAUGUGUGAUAUUAUCACAAGAUACACAACCCAUUCCCACAUUCUUCUACGUGUUUCAAAGCCACAGGGAACUUGAAACCUCUUUACCCAUCUGACUUGAGCCAAAUGUCACAAGAUUCAUUUUUCCACAUUAAUUCAUAAUAUUUUAGCCCCCUUAGCUGUCAAAAAGAAAAUCUGUUAGGCACUUGAAUUUUUAUUUACACAUAUACACAUUGCCUGCAGAUUCUGAACCUUUAGCUUCACACUAAACCUGGAAAAAAAUUGAACUGAACAUUAACCGUGUUUUAUACCAGAUUAUGCAAAACCAGAGGUAAUAAGCAGAGAAAAUUACCAUUGUAAACUUUACUUCCUAUAUGCAAUAUUGGUAGCCUAGUAGCAAUUAUCUGUAUUUGAAUAAAUGCAGGUACAUGGUGCAGCUAAUCAAUUGAUUCGCAAAAUUCUGCAUACUGGAUUCUCUGUUGUUUAGCUGUGUGUGAAAGGUUGCUUCUGAUGAGAACGAUAUAGAAAAGGCCAACAAUCUGAUUUCAAGACAAAUCUCUUCCAGUUGAAUAAUUGGCCCCAUAAUUUUGUUUUUUUAAAAUCUUCCAGUACGACAAUCUUUAUGGCUUGAAUGAGUUCAAUUUCUGAGAAGUUUUGAAGUUUGAUCUGGUAAUGCACUUCUAUGAGAUGUUGCAAAUUUUACCAGUUGUCUGUAAAGUCAGGGGGAAGUCUUUCUUCUCUUCCCAGAUUUUUUCCUUGCUUUAUAAUGAGACACAGGGUCUAGGUAGUAACGCAUUUGGGAGAAGCUGCAAGAGGAAUGCACUGGCUAAACAUGGAACAUUAUUUUUCUUCCUAAGCAACAAAGAUUUUAAAAAAAAAACAUUAGUAAAGACUGAGUACAUAUUUCCAAAUAAUCUAGAUAAACUGCUGGAGCAAAAUUGUCUGAUGGGUGGGGAGAUGAGAUCCCACAACAAAUCACUUCUAACUCAACCAUACCUGUUGAAGAAACCGCUUUGGGGGUAUCAUAAGUGUUUCAGGGUAAGGAGUGAGAUAGGAGGUAGAUUUUUUUUUAAAUUAAGAAUUUUUUUUCCUGAGGAUAGAUAUGUACAUCUAUAAAAGAAAACUAGAAAAGUGCAGAAUGAGAGUAGAUGGAUAUUUUGAUAAGGUUGUGAAGUGACCGUACUAACUACUGUUCUUGAGCACAAGUGCAACUGAAGUUUCGCUGUGGAACUUGAUGAGGAAAUUCCUGCUGUUAUUUUAUCUGCUGUGUAUAUGUGUGCGCGCUGAGUCUGUAAACUAUAAUGAACACUACUGUUUUUGACUGCUCUUUCUGUACAUAUUGAAAGCUGUGUGGGCCUGGCAUGGAUUUGUAACUUCAAUAGAACACACCAUUUAUUCCCCACCCCAAAGUGUACUUUUUCUUAAGAGAUGACAGUUUUAGUCUCUGAUAUUUUAGUUAAACAAUAAAAAAAAAUACAUCUCAUAGCAGCUGUUAGCUGACUUUCAGGCAAAAUAAAACAUAUCAAUUUGUUGUGCA